Messenger RNA from Phlebotomus argentipes, 601 nucleotides. RefSeq names its product large ribosomal subunit protein mL52 (gene mRpL52). Gene Ontology annotation, biological process: mitochondrial translation. The record is from RefSeq and is a predicted model, not a curated record. The transcript is spliced from 3 exons. Gene Ontology annotation, cellular component: mitochondrial large ribosomal subunit. NCBI's taxonomy places the organism in Eukaryota, Metazoa, Arthropoda, Insecta, Diptera, Psychodidae. Gene Ontology annotation, molecular function: structural constituent of ribosome. Bases 85 to 474 code for a protein of 129 amino acids.
UCGAUAUAUCGGGAAAUUGUGGUUUUUUGCAGUGUAGAAUUGUCAAAGAGUCCAUGAAGGUGCGGUGUUUUGUUCGGCGAGAAAAUGAAUAAAAUUCCUCUCUUUCGUGCCAAUCUGAGGCUUCCCUUCACGACUCAAAUCAGGGAGAAGAAGUUCGAUGUCCACGAGAAGUCCGUCUUGAGGCCCCGGAAUCGUUCGAUCACAUGUAAACUCUUCAAAAUGAAUCCCAACCAAUUCGGGCCCCUCACAAACCUCCCGGACUACACAUUCAUGGACGGCAGACCGACUCCUCUCGGGUCGCGCCAGAAGACAAGAUUGGAAAACCAGAAAGUCUUGGCCGCGAAGAUCGUGAGCCUGAACAAAGAACUCGCCUACGCCAAGGAGAGACACCAGAGAUUGCAGUGCGAAGAGCAGGAGACACGGAAGAGCAUCCUGGACGGGAAACUGAAGGAAAAGGGACACUUAUUGCUUUAGUCAAUCGUGUAGCAUUUGAGUGGAUUCGCCGGUAGAAUAAACAUUUGGAGGGAUUCUCUUAUUUUUAAGAGUAUUUAAAUGCCCAGCAGCAGUUUAAAGAGCAAAUAAAACUAGCUUUUGUUAUUAA